Messenger RNA from Platichthys flesus (European flounder), 14661 nucleotides. It is a transcript of the gene jade2, whose product is annotated as jade family PHD finger 2. Gene Ontology annotation, cellular component: histone acetyltransferase complex. Lineage: Eukaryota; Metazoa; Chordata; Actinopteri; Pleuronectiformes; Pleuronectidae. The transcript is spliced from 14 exons. Gene Ontology annotation, biological process: regulation of transcription by RNA polymerase II. The record is from RefSeq and is a predicted model, not a curated record. The coding region runs from base 948 to 3761 and encodes 937 amino acids.
AUGGCGCCAAAAGAGUUUUCAAGCUGAUGGUAAAAAGCGGAAUAUUCUUGGACUCUCUCCGCGGUGACCGGUUCUUUUUUCUCCCUCGUCUUCCUCGGGGAGGGAGGAGACAGGAGAGGCUCGGGAGCCGGCUGUGCGUGGAGCGCCGGUGCGGAGCGGAGUGCACGUCCAGCGGGCACAGCGAGUGAGGAGGAGCGGGAGCGGGGCUCGGGGCCGGAGAGGAGGAGGAGAGACAGCGCUGGUUUAUUUUAGAAGGAGGGGACGCUGAGAAAACUGCGCUCCUCUUUCCUGACUCAUCGCUUGGAAAUAUAACAUCCCCUUCUUUUUUGGAUUCUUAUUUGCCUCUUCCUCCUCCUCCUCCUCGCCUCUCCUCUUCGUCCCCUCCUCCUCUUUCUCCUCCUCCUCCAGUACCUCUGGCACUGAGGAGGAAAACACAGGCGGAUUUUGACACCACGUUUGGGGCUGCUUUUUUUUUUGUGUGCAAAAUGCGACAUGCUGCCCUGUGAGCUCCGUGUUGUGCGCACAUCGCCGUGAACAGCGGCGGCACCGGCUCCGGGCUUGUUGUGGACUCGCAGGAAAAGGCUGCAAGUUAGUCCGGCUGACACUUGAGUUUUUUAGGGGGGGUGGAGGAUUUUAUUUCGGAUUUCCGCGCUGGGCUGACGCGCUGUCAACACGCACCGUGCAGGGAGCGAGGGGGAAGGCGACGGGAGGGGGACGGUCCUGUCACCCCCACCGGCGUGGAUCUAGAGUGCGGGGCUGAAAAGCCGCUAGCAGCCUGCCAGGGGGCACCGAGUGGGCAAAGUGAACUAGUGCUACAACACCCCCCCCCCCCCCCCUCCGCCGUGCCACUACAUGUGCCUGGCUCCGGCUCCCGAUGAGCUCCUAAUCCGUGGGUAUCGGCCGAGGACUGAGGACCGUCUCUGCACCCGGAGCUGACUGCGAUCAAGAUGGAGAGCGAGAAGAAGAGGAGGAAAUACUCGACGAGCAGCAAUGACUCUGACACCACAGACAGUCAGGUGACCUCGUGGUCCAGGUCAUCCAAGAAUAUGGGCACCAGCAGCACAUGGGUUCGCCACCAGCACAAGAAACCAUCAGAGGUGUUUCGCACAGACUUCAUCACGGCCAUGAAGCUGCCGGACUCGGCCCAGCUCGGCCUGGAUGACUUCUACGUGCUCUCAGACCCCUGGAGACAAGAGUGGGAGAAGGGAGUACAGGUCCCUGCCAACCUGGAGGCUAUACCAGAGCCUGUGGUCAGGUCGCCACGGGAGUCGACGAGUGGCGACGGACAGGACGGGGACGGAGACACUCCCACUCCAGCUCAGCACUACAGCUGCUACGACCUGGACGAUCUGGACGUCGCCUGGCUGGAGCUUGUCAACCAAGAGUUCAGACAGAUGGCCUUACCCAAGCUGGACGAGCUGACGAUGGAGUGUGUGCUGGUGGAACUGGAGAGCGCGUGCGCGGAGAAAAUGCAGCAGGCCAUCGAGACGGAGGAAGGCCUGGGCAUCGAGUACGACGAGGACGUGGUGUGCGACGUCUGCCGCUCGCCGGAGGGAGAGGACGGCAACGAGAUGGUCUUCUGCGACAAGUGCAACGUCUGCGUGCAUCAGGCAUGUUAUGGCAUCCUUAAGGUACCCCAGGGGAACUGGCUGUGUCGGACCUGCGCUCUGGGUGUCCAGCCCAAAUGUCUGCUCUGCCCCAAGAGAGGGGGGGCCCUCAAGCCCACCCGCAGUGGAACCAAGUGGGUCCACGUCAGCUGUGCCUUAUGGAUCCCUGAGGUGAGUAUAGGCUGUCCAGAGAAGAUGGAGCCCAUUACCAAGGUGUCCCACAUCCCUGCUAGCCGCUGGGCCCUGUCCUGCAGCCUGUGCCGAGAACACACAGGAACCUGCAUACAGUGCUCCAUGCCCUCCUGCAUUGUGGCCUUCCAUGUGACGUGCGCCUUUGACCAUGGCCUGGAGAUGAGGACCAUCCUGGCCGAGAACGACGAGGUACGCUUCAAGUCCUUCUGCCUGGAGCACAGCUGCACUGCCAGCAACAGCGGUGCACCAACAAGCAUCUGCUCCACUUCAACCAGCGUGAACAACGGCAACCACAACACCACCAUUUCCUCCACCAACGGAACCCACGGCACAGCCAGAACAGACUGGGUCACCGCCGGCGGCGGCACUGAGCUCCGACCGGAGCCGCCUCACCAACCAAACGUAUGCAGUGACCUGGAGCAGAGGUCUGUGUUGUUCCCGGUUUCGGUUUCUGUGUCGGCGGCGGAGCGAGCGGAGCGCGAACAGCUGGAGAGAGAGAAAGUGAGCCAGAGGAAACAGAAGCUGCAGGAGCUGGAGGAUGAGUUCUACCGACUGGUGGACCCAAGGGAGGUGGCUGAGAACUUGGGAAUGCCCAUCGCCCAGGUGGACUUCCUGUAUCAGUUCUGGAAGUUGAAGAGGAAGGCCAACUGUAAUCGACCUCUGGUGACCUUAAAGAGGGACGAGGUGGACAACCUGGCCCAGCAGGAGCAGGACGUCCUGUACAGACGCCUCAAACUCUUCACCCACCUCCGACAAGACCUGGAGAGGGUGCGUAACCUGUGUUACAUGGUGACACGUAGGGAGAAAAUGAAACACACCCUGUGCGACCUCCAGGAGAAAAUCUUCCACCUGCAGAUACAGCUACUGGAAGAGGACAUGGCUGGAGAGAAAGCCCAGAAGGGAGAAAAGAGGAAGCAGAAUGGAGUGAAGGAGAAAGGGAAGGAGAGGAGGAAGAGUAGUCCUGAGACGAAAAAGGAGAGAUGGAAGUCAGAAAACGGCUCACUGCUAAAAGAGCUAGGUUUGUCAAAGUCCUUCCCCCUGGACAAUUCUUUGUUCGACAGCUGGCUCGCCCAGUCGGUUAAGAUCACCGCUGAUGACAUGCUGAGCCAGUGGGCACUGGGUGCCCAGCACGGGGACAAAAGUGGCAGCCUGCUCUCCGACCAGCUCCUGCAAGGCGAGGAGAGCCUGUUAAACCUUAUGAUGGAGAACUCCAUGCAGUCCACCUGGAAAACACCCCAGCUGGGCCGCAGACGGGGAAGCAACAAACCCCGUGGUCAUGGACAAACCGCCCCCGCCCCCCCCGAGCAGCCGCAGUCGCUCCUCUCGACGGCGGCCAUCUCCACCGCCAGCAGCCCCUCCACUGCAAAGAGCCUCCGGGCAAGCAUGGCGGAGGAAAAUCCCAGCCUUGUGAUCCGGAGAGGGGAGAGGUCCAGGGCUUCCUCCAAGGGCUUGCACCAUCACCACCUUCAUCACCACCACCACACCAGGAGCUCUGACCUGCAGGCGGACCCAACACCACAGCCACCCAUCUCCAAAAUGGAUUCCUGUCACAUUUCGGAGGAGCCCGGCCCCUGGAACAGCUUCACCGAGGGGAACGAUGUUGCAUCAGGAGCUGUAGCUGUUUUCCCCUCGGGUUCAUCUCCACUUCCAGCCUCCAGCCCCGGGCUCACGGUUCCUGACACCGGGGCUGUCCUUUGCAGCAGGGCUCCACGGCUCCGUCUGGCCCGCCAUGGGAAAUCAAGAGGCAGGGGCAUGAACGGACGUGGAGGCCUAGGGGCACUGGAGUCCAUGGAACUGCCGCUCAGGGAGACGUCCCUGCUGGAUGCCACCGAGACUGACGGGUACUUCUCUGACGGCGAACAGAGCGACCCGGACACGCGCGCUGCUGGAAGCAAACUCCGCUUGCCACAGCUGCAUUCUGGGAACGAGGACCUGUUGAGAAGGAGUGUGCUGGCAUCUUAAAAAACCAAGACUUAAAUCAACACACUCUCAAAUAACACACAGUUACCCAAGCAGAGUCCCGCUGGCUAUUUGUUACUCCAUCUGUGCCCAGUGAUGGCUUCGUUCAUCCAAAUCCCGGUCACAUCUAGCAAUCAGAAAAUCUAUUCAGCUCACCUGCUAUGUUUUUUGUGGGGGGAAGGGAAAUUUGAAUGUAGCUGUUUGCCUGUCGUACAUUAGAGCUUCUCCGCUGGACUGCAGUUCGUUGUUCUAUAACGCGACAUAUUCAACAAAUAGGAAACAAACGUUACAUUUAUUCAUUUGGUUUCUGGGUGUUAAAGUACCCUGUUCUGGCCUCAUGUCUGUGGUAUCUGUCAGAACAAACACUUUGGGGCAUUAUUGAUAAUUAUUGUGAAUAUUAUUCAAGCUGGUUUCAGGGUCUCCAUCUUGUUUGGUCUUUUGUGACCUGAGAAGCAUCCAACAAGUCCUUGUUUUCUUGAAUAUAUUCAGUGGAAAGACAAUUUCACACCAGACUUGUUCUAAACGUGUGUGUGUGUGUGGCGGUGACACCAGACAACACGUAUCCAACCUUGAAAAGCACAACUAGCUUGUCAUCAGAGCUGUAUUUGAAGCACUCGUGUGGGUAAUGGAUGCUCCUUCAGGGUUGGGGUCCAUUCUCAUCACGUCAACUCAGUUUCAAAAAGUACUCUUAGAAGACUCAAAAUUGUCUGAUUGUCCAGGAUUUGAAUAUUAAACAGAUAAGGACCUCAACCCUGGGUCUCAUUCAGAUCGCCACACGGAGACGCAAACCCACAGACGCACACACACUGACACACAAACUACUUAAAGCCAAUCCCUUUGCUCACAUCACAGAAAAUAUUGGCUCUGACUUCUGUCGGCUGCUUUCAAAUUCUUCCUGGUUCUGAGGUCUUUUUUUAAUUUUUUUUCAGCCUGAAAAAACUCUCUGUAGAAACUCUGUGCCUUCUGUCAAUCGCCCUGUGCCCCCCCGCCGACCCUUCCCCCCCAAAACCCCCACUUUCUCAAUCAAUCAAUCAAACAAUCAAUAGGUAGAUCAAUUUUUCAAUUGGAUUUGUAACAAUCAAAACCAAAAGGUAACCCAGUCGGAUUGGUUACCGAGCGUGGCCAGCUCCUUGUCACCUUAACAAUUGCCUAGUGCCUGAAACAAGGAUGUGAAUGCAGCGUUUGCCAUUAAUCAACAGAGCGUCUGUGACAGUUUUCGAAGCAGAGCCAAAACUGUGCUGUCUGUGCAAAGAGCUGCCUACUGUUCUAUGCCCCCACAACUAGAUCAGUGCAGUUCAGAGCCGUCGAUGAGCAGAGUUCGGCCCGGUCGCAGAAUCCCAAUGCAAUUCAUAAACUGAUUAGUGACUCACUGUGCUGCUUAACAUGAGCAUCCUCUGUGCAGUUUAAAAUAAUGAUAAUAAUUAUUAUAACUUUAUUUGUAUAGCACUUAUCUAAACAAGGUCAUAAAGUGCUUACUUAUCCAUCAUCAUUUAAUGAUUCUUUAAAUUGUGUUUUUUUAUCCCGGGUAGACCCACUUAAAAAAUAAAUAAAAUCUUCUCCAAUUGUCAGUAGAGGAGUUUGUACCCCCCCCCCCCCCCCCCCUCAUGUUCGAUGUCACUCACCCUAACUCAGGAGUGAAUUCUGAUUGUAUCAAUACCCAUUGCAGACAAGUGACAGAUGUAAGUGUCUGUUAGUGGCUUUUUUGACCAGUGGAAAAAGAGGCCUUUCUGCAGCUUCCAGGCGUCAAGAGAAACAAGUUAGUCAUUCUUCAGCUCCUCCAUGUGAUUCUAUAUGAUUAAGCAUUUACGAUAUAUAUUUAUUCAUGUCUUACGAUGCCCGACACUGCCGUGACCACGCUCUUCUCACCGAUAGCUCUGCUGCACCUUCUCCUGUUCGCCCAACGAUGACAAUGUUAUUAUCAGCUUCAGAAGCUCUUAUGUUCAGAAAUUGAGUUGUUUGUAAAUUUGUUUAAAUUAGUUUUUUUUUUAAUCUUUUUUUGUCGUUCUCUCAGAGAGUUGUAUUUUGUACUUAAGCAGUCCAUGGUAUUUCUCAGGGGUUAAAAAAACUUUUAAAAAGAAGAAUAAAGGGUUUAAAAAUUUAUCAAAAAUUGGACGCAAGGCGAAGAUACAUAUAUAUACAUAUUUUAUAUCAUAUACAAUAUAUAUAUAUAUAUAGUGAUGUGUGUAUGUCUAGAACUUUCCCUAUUUCACUGUUUGAACUCCUACAUGACUACUACUGAGCAUGCUCCCUCUCUCAGUGUGACCACAUGACCAUCAGCCCUGGGUUUAAUAGUCUCGACCGAUAAUCUCAUUUAAACUUCAUUACCAGAUGAGCCAGACAUGUCUGAUAAUAUUGGCUCGGUGGUCAACUUCAAAAUCGGACCUUGUAAUUACUUCUCUCGCCUCUUUGCAGCGAAGACCCGAAACCCAUCCGCGGUCAAAUGAGAAAUCUUGUGUGAAAUUUAAGGGCUGCUUUACCCAGGUCUGAUGAACCAACGUUUAAAUAGAGGUGCAGGUCCAAUGUACUUCCUCUGUUGUUUUCUGUUUGGACACCUUCUCACCUGUCCUCUGAAGUGACAUCGCCAAAGAACAGAUCUGUGCAUCAGAGCAGCACAUGUUGCUCCGACUCUGGUUUUCAAGAUGAAGAAUGUUAGAUAAGGAUGUCAGACGACUCUGCCAGCGCUCUCUGGGUCGGCUCGGGUCUGAAUUCGGUUUUCCUCGCCCUUUUCCGCCCCGGCCCGUUGACGGUUGGGUUUGAAACCCUGAAGGUGUUGUGGUGUGAACCCCUUUACUGGCACUGUUGAUUCUGCUCCACCACCAAUACACCUGACCUGGAUUCUCCCAUGAUCUGCAUUCACCAGGGGCUUCGCGCAGGAAAGGCACCGUCACCACAGCACCGGGCCGGCGAUGGUUACAAAAACACUCGCAUGUUAAACCCCCUUCAGAAAAAGGCCAAAUGCUGCUGAACUGAACACACAACAUACAGCUUACACACACACACACACACACCAGAGCUGGUAUAACAGGGUUAUAAUGUACAAGAUGAAUAGUUUUUUAUGUAUAUGUGGUCCUGACUGCAUCAGGAAGUAUGAGCUUACUCAGAGUGCAACGCCCCCUAUCAGCAGGAGAGUAUUAGUACAGGUGACAGCGCCGUGUCCCUGUCUCCUUCGUCCUUCAGGUGUAGCCAUCGCAGAAGAUUCACACGUCAGUCUGCCACAAUUUUCUCUUUUUCAACACAGAUGCAGACACAAAUCUGUAAAAAUCCUCCUCUGAGUCGCAGGGUUGGAAAUUAGGUUUUGUCUCAAGCGAGCAGAUUUUUCUAACGACAUGAACUCGGGAACAGGCUGACGAUUCUGAAUUUCUGCGUUGGCUACCUCUAUUACAAUCGACAUGGAAAGUGACCAUAACAACUACCGCAACUACACAAUCGUGUCUGAGAACGAGGACGUGGUUUUGUGUCAUUCCGGCGCCACGUGAUCCUCCGCCAGGUGGUUAGUACCGUUCUUGUGUUAAUAGGACAGACAAAUGUAAUACUGGUCUCAAUAUUCAAUGUUCAGAAGUAGCCUGACUUUGUAGACAAGGCCUCACAUGUAUGGCCUAGCGCGUAGUAGCCAAUGCCAAGGCUGCACAGUGCUGGCAAAAAAGAAAAAAACAAAAAAAGACUUUCCUCUGCAGUAAUUUGCGUGGGUUGUUAGCUGAGUUAGACUUGCUGCUUCUCCAGACUCUCUCUCGUUUGAAAGUCAGAGGGCAGCAUCGUUGUACCUAAAAUUACCGUUUUGAUAAUUGCAACUCAGAUUCUUCUUUUUCUAGAUAUUGUGCAGCCUUAGCAAACACAAACUGGUUAUUAUUCUGUAUUUACAGUGUGGCUUCAAUGCCCUCUCCUUCCGCUUCGUAGUUACUGUAGACUGGAGUCUUUUUGCCGGUUCUUUUUUUAAUCAAUAUCCAAUAGAGCAACUUCAAAGCAUCGCUGUCAUCUGUGUGGUACACUGGUGUGGGUGUUGGCUCACGGCCCGAAAUGUGCUGUGGUGAUCUCUGAAUUUUGCAACUCUGUCAGGUCCAAUAACCACGGAAUACUUGAUCUAAAUAAGAUUUUAUUUUCUCUCUUUUUUACAUUUAAUCCGUAAAAUCAGUCACUUUCAGUAUCAAAAGAAAAUCUGUCAUAUUGUAGUUUAUAUUUAGCCUUGUGCACCAUCUCCCUGUUUGGAUUUCAUGGUAAAAGUUGGCCAGUUUUAAAGAUUUCAGUCCUGGUAAAUGUGGCCACAGCUAUCGUUGCAAAUUUUGAAUAUUUCUAAGGAACAAAUGUUAUGAGCUACUGGAUAAGAUAUUAAAAUGAAAAUCCUGGAGACUGCCACUUUGAGAUAUCGUUGGUAAUGGAUCAAUACACGACUUUAAAGUGAUCCAAAUAGUGAGCUGGUGCAUGGGUCAGAAACAUAAAACUCUCCCCCAGGUGUUGGCAUGAAAGUGACUUCACAGAAAUAAGCUGGUGGGCACCCUGCAUGUAAUGGCAGGUCAGAAACACACACCUACAGACGGCCAUGAAUUUCUCGUCUCCAGCUGAAAAGCUGGGCAAGGGCCGGCGCUGAUUGCUGCAGGUAAUUGGAACAUCGCCCGCAAUUCACACAGCAGCCACCGACCGCACUGACAUAGCUGUAAAAUGUCUUGGAGAGACAUCACUGCACUGGCAGGGCCGGGUUCCUCACAACUUCCUCACCUGUGCAAACAUCAUGUCCAAAGAUUUUUAUAAGCAGAGAGGUAGUUCAUCCUCCAAUAACACGAGGACCUUGGAAAUGUUGUACGAGACAAUUUGUGCUCAGUUUGAGCUACGAAAUUAAAACAGAUCAUUCGAUUCUGGUGGAUGAAAGAGUAAGAUUUUCUCCAUUUGAAGAAAUAGAGUGAUGUUUGCUCAGCAGUGGUUUUGGGGAAUCAGAAGGGCAUCAGAAUGCUGUUAAUAGAAUAUCUCUCUUCCUCUGUUGCCCUUUCUGCCAAUAGGAGUGGUUUGAGGCUGUCGUCAGGUCAGUGACGCCAGGAUUGGUCAAUGGCUCAAAAUGGACAUUCACGCCCUAAUAAUUUGGGAGCACAAAAAACAAAGUCAUAUAAUCUGAAAAAGAUUGAUGAAGUUCGAAUGACGUCAUGUGAUCGAGACUUGCUCGUGCUUCCUGUUUGACAUCAGCGACAGUCCUCGCUUUAUUGUCCCACGCCAGCCGUGCAAACCCACCCACUUACCUACCGCUGGAGUUUAUAUACAUCUACAAUAAUGUACAAUACUGUUCAACUACUACUACUACUACUACUACUACUACUACUAGACAUUUUAAUUUUCCGUCUUUUGAAAAAGCCUUUGCAAGCUGUUACAUUUAUUUUUCCUUUGUAAUGCUAUAGCUGGCCACCGUGGCUUGUAUCAAAGUAGAAAGCUGACCCAUUACCUGCUUCCUCGGUUUUGUUUGUUUCUGGUUUUUAGUAUUUUUUUUACUGGCACUGUGCUUUCCUCUCUGUUACAGCAAAGUUAUGGCUUCAAGGUCUCAACAUCCACACACUGCACAGAUUGUAGGUUAAGUCGUAUGAACACAGGCGGAGCUGCUGUGGAGGCAGAAACCAGCUCAGUUGUGGGGUUUAAUGUAAACUGGUGGAGUCAAACAACCACAGUGAUUGGAAUAAGAGGCCGUGUUGAGUGGCUACAUCAGGACAGUCAGCUUGAACCUGAAAGGUCAGUUUGACCAAGUUGAUAAAGUGAAAGUAUUAAAGCCAUAUAUGACUUUUUUUUAAUGUAAUGUAAUGUAAAAAGCAGAUUUCAAGAUUUAAAAUUAUUAGUUGAUUAGUCGUUUGUAUUGUAUUCUUCAGCUAAAAACAAAUGUAUUACUGCUGCAAAGAUAAAUCAGUUAAUCAGAACAUUAAUUUAAACCAUUUUGCUAAAUCAAUAAUCAUUUUUGUUUCAUUCGUCAUUUUUUACACAAACCUUUUCACAAAAUAUUCUCUGUUUCCUGUUCCGUGGAUUGGACCAUUUAAUGUUGCUCUUCGUGAAACAGUAUAAGAGCUCUAUGUUUGCUGGCACUCACUCCACUGUUGGACUCUUUUUCGAUUUGUUCCAUGGUUGUGAAAGAAUAGAUAAUUAUUCCACUGGCCAAAAACAUGAAGGUUAGGUUUACUGGAAACUCAAAGUUUCCCACAGUCGGCAUUUGACCUGUAGAAGUUAAGCUGUAUAGCUAAGGAAUGGAUAGAUGGACAGUUUUACUAUUUCUACGUCUACGCCUUUAUUGUACAGUGAAUGUAAAGAGAGGACAGGAAAUAAAAGAGAAGAGACAGACUGGUAAUGCCAUUCAACAAAGGUCAAGGGCAGGCUAUGAAAGAAGACUCUUGUGGUUCAUGUUCAUGCAUGAGACUAAAUCGUAGAUCAAGUGUACGUCCUAAACUACCAGUUUUACCGUCUGCCAAUUUCUUAGGAACACAUAAAUCAUAGGAAGCCUGCGACGACUCGGCCAGGGUUGCAAAUGAUUUAUCCUUCUGUCCGUGAAAAAUGUUUAAGAGCCGUCUUCGUCUAAUCCGACCGAGAGUUGAAAAUGCAGACAUUGUCACUGUGGGAUGCAGGAACCAGAGAAUAUCUACAAAACUUUAAGUUAUCUCAAAUCCUCACUCGCGCUAGGAAUGAAUCAACCUGAUAAUUAUCGACUUCCUGAGAAGUUAGACUUCUCUCAGCUUCAGAGAGAACACCACAGAGAGCAGCAGAGUUUGUGUUCAAAGUUGAGGGGAAACCUGAAGAAUCACAUUCAAAUAAGUUCCUACAAUUUUUGUUUUUCUUCCCUCGGCCAUUUCAGUCGGCUUCGAUCCAACAUCACUAAACUAGAUUCCCUGUGUUUCUGGCUCCACCUUGUAAAGUUCCCCACAAUGAGUCGACUUCUGCUUCCAGAGCAGAUCCAAGACAUGUUUUUAGGACUAAAGUUUCCGUCUUCACAUACUGCGAACUGUACUUUGCCUCCACCGUCUCCCUCCUCGCUCCUGCUCCUCCACCUCCUCCUAUACCAGCAGCUCCGUCCCCUCCACCCCCUCCUAUGGUGUCUCCUCUGUCCACAACUCCUCUCUCGUCUUGCCCGGCACGUGGCUCCUUUUGAAUCGCAUAUGAAGCAUAGGACCAUUCCCACAAAUUCAAAAAACCGUAGAAGGAGAAAAAGAAUGUCUGUAGCUUUAAGGACAGAUAAUGACAGGCACGUGUUGUGGAGGUACGUGUGAGGAGGGGAAAACAUUGCUUUGCUCGGGCCUGGAGAGAGAGAGCGAGAGAGCGAGGGAAGAGAGAGAGAAGAGAUGGAUUAAAAAAAGACUGAGGAGGGAGACGUCUAUUGAACCGGAGCCAGGGAGGCAGACAGGGAAAUAGUACAACUUGUUCUUUCCCUCUCGUUGUGUUUGCGGCCUGUCCGCGCAGUUAACAAGCAGCUAAUAUCAACAGCAUGGCCCUUCCCUUCUCCCUGUCCUCCAUCCCUCCAUCCCUUCAUCUCCACCUCCUGCUCGGUUUUCUCUCUCUGUUCUCCAUCUCUUCUUUCAGCUGGGUCUCAAUCCCAGUAUUUCCUACACAAUCCAUAAUAACAAUGGAAGCAGCAAAGCAAAGCAGUCGGGUGAAAUGUGCACAAAUGGCACAAACAGCCUGCAAGACAAUUCAGUUUUGUUCCAGAAUAUUUCCUCACUUCCCAUAUAAAUCACCUUCGGAUUAAUUCAACCAACAAUUAAUUCAUCUUUCUAUCUGUGUAUCCAAAGCCGGAUGUGACCUUUUCCUCUGUGCUGCAUGGAUCUUCAUCAUUGUCCAAGUACUAAUCAAAAGAAAACGCACAAUCAUUGUAACUUCUGUUUCUCCGGAUCAAGUUUUUGCUACAUGCACAAACAUGUAUUUUGUGUCGUGGAGCAGCAGACAUGAUCACGAUCUCUGGGUAGAAUCACUGCCUUGAGUCAAGUUUCGGUCUCACAGCAAUUUGUUCUGGGGGAACAAGACUAUAAAAUUGAUAAUAAUCACAAUUCUAUUGUUUGGUUUAAGUUCUCUGUCCUACUUGGUGCGACAAGUAGGUUUUGUACUUCCACUGGAUUUGUUAAACUUACAGUAAGACAAAAAAAAGAGCAACUCCAGCUUUAUUGGAAUGUUUUUCAAAAUUGGCCACAACUCUCAUUUUUUAUUUGGUCAUUUGAUAUGUAACUUGGAUGGAAGCCUGGCUCCAGGCGCUUCUACGCUUCCUCCCUGACAAUCUGAGAAAUGUAUUCAACCUCCGUUAACAUCUGGUUUUAUCAUAAGACUCCUGGGAGGCUCCGACCCGGCUCACACGUAUAUCACCACAGAUAAAUUGAAGUGUAAAAUCCUCGUUGAAGAUCCAUUCAGCCGAAGCUACCGUCUCCCACAUAUACGUCAGAACAGCAUUUGGUCACAUUAAAUUUAAGUUCAGCACAACAAAUGGCUGAGGGCUGGGAAUGUGUUUUAUGAAGGAAACAGUGAUUUCACCACCAGCACCGGAGACACUUGACUCCCUGGUGUAAAUGUAAACUGGAUAAAUUAUGUCUAGACACAAUCUGGAUUUAAGAUCCAGGUUUAGACGAUUUGUUAAGAGGCCCUCUGCACUGUAUUUCUGUCUCUGCUCUGUCUCCCACUCGUAACUUCCCCGCUCACUCUCUGUUUUAUUUUCUUCUCCUGAUUUGCGACUUUCUUUUUCCUCACUGGUCUUUUCUGCUGCGGUAACCAGAUUUAUUUUUCUCUCUCACACACGAAAAGCUUCUUCCUCAGAGGCAAAUGUGUAGUUAUAUGCCUGCAAUAUUCAACCUUUGAUUCAUACAUGGGAGCAAUAGUUAUAUUUGUUUCCUAAAUUGAGGAAUAAGCAGCCGUGGUUUGUGCUUUUAUUCUGAAAAAUACAGUGUGUGUCUUUGGUUGCGGGAGCCUCAGGAAUGAGUGAGCGUACACGAGCAUGAAUCCUGGAUUAUGUGUUCUUGGCUAGAGAGACUCUCCGGGUUAAAGGUAGUUUAAAGUCUUCACCGGGUCAGCUGCUCCUCCAGUGAGGUUUCAGACCUCUGGCUUAAGUCUCCACUUCUUCUCCUUCACUCCUCAUCUUCCUCCUCUCACUCAUCCAGAGAGAACUUUCUAUUCAAACCCAGGGGGCCACGGCUACAGGCACGUGCUCAUUAAAAAAAAUAAUUUUAUAAUGCAGCUAAUGAUCGAAUCUGAAUAUAAAUUCUAAAGUUGUUGUCUGGACUUGGCCUGAUCCACACUUCAGUGUGCUCUGUUGGCAGCUCAUGUGUUAACAGUCACUACAUUUUAUCGUUUCAGGUGAUUAAACAGACACCUGUUAAAACUUGAAUUAGUAAUACAAAGUGAAAAUUUCCCCCGCUUGCUGUCUUAGGACACUUUAAGUCACGCUAAGACUGCAAAAACAUUUUUAAACACUGUUUAUGUGAGAGUUUGUUUCGAGUUUUGUUUAAACACACUCAAAGUCACAGUUCGGUUCUCAUUUAUUGUUCUGGUUCAGUCUGACUUAAAGGAAACAAAGAUAUGGUCACAGGACAAACGGCUGCGACUUCUAUCAGUCACAUUUUUAUAAUUGCAAAGUUCUCGACAUAAACACGUAACGAUAACCUGUGUGUGAGUGGGUGGAUACGUUCAAUCACACGAUCGAUUACAGAGAGAGUCGUCUUCACUUUUACUGUUGCACGGCUCCCGAUCAGGCUGACAUCAUUGUCUUCAUCUUAAGGCUGUUUUUUAAAAAGCUUCAUUUCAUGUGGACACAGAGCCAAACCAGAUUCAGCCGGCUCACUGUGGAUGUGCUCAGAGAGCGUUUACCUCUCUCCUCCUUGUUUUUCUCUCCUCUUUAUCAUUACCCGUCUCUUUCUCUCGCUUGCUCGAGUUCUCUGUCUCACUCUCAGCUCCUCCAUUCUUUAUCUUUGCCUCACCCUCUCCCUAUCACCCCCCUCCAGUGCAGAGCAGGCAGUUUCUGACUCUCAUUAAUAACAAAAAGAAUAAUCCUUGCUCUCCUCUCCUCACCUGCGAAUCUAAAAGUUUUCCUCCCUCGGGUUUAAAAUCCCAUUACGGAACAUGUAUUUCUGGUUUGCAAAUCUUCAUCAUCACAACUUUUUACACCUUCUCCUAUAAGUUUAAUUGAUAACACAGCUCCUCUCCCACCGCUCUGCUCUCUCGUCAUGAUUAAAUAUUAUCGGUUAUCAUUCCGCAUCUUCUCGGUCGUUUUCAGGCACUGUUUGAAUACCAAUCAGCAUCAUCCAAUCAGAGCAGAGCUGGACACGCGGCUCCUUCCCCUCGUCCUCCGGUCGUACUCGCCCUGAUAAACCGGCGUUUCACCCUCCGCUGCUGUGUCCGGUUUCUCCUCCACUCUGCAUCGGUUCUCAAUACAAUAAUAUGAAUGUUGCAGGAGUUAAUGCUUCUGUGUUCUUUGUUUCAAAGAAUGUUGUGCCAUUUGUUAAUAGCAAAGAGAACUAUUGAACAUAUAUGAAAAAGAAGAGCUAUUUUAAAUUAUUUUUUGGCUUUUUUUGCUAUAUUUAUUUUCUUGUAUUAGAAUCUUCUUUGUAGGAGGGAAAAAUCUAAAAAUGUAUUUUUCAUUAGUGCGAAAAACCUAUUUUCUUCCUUUUUGUACAAUUUCGAUGUUUUAAGCGAGACUUUGAAAAGCAAUAUGAUGAUGAUGAUGAUGACAAUGUUUCCUGUGACUGUAUCUGCAUGCUGUUUCUGUUGCCUUAAUGAUGGCUGCAUCCCACUAUGACCCCACCCACCCCACCUCAAACCGGACCCCCCCCCCCCCCCCCCACCCUCCUCACCCAUACAUCCAACCUUGACCCUGCCACCUCAACCCCUACCCUCAUCUAAUGGAGUCCUAGUCCCAUCUGAUCCAGUCCAGACCAAUCCAGUCCUGUGCAGUCAAUAAAGCAGUGCUUUCUGUGUA